This is a messenger RNA of Colletotrichum truncatum, 1770 nucleotides long. RefSeq lists its product as uncharacterized. The record is from RefSeq and is a predicted model, not a curated record. Lineage: Eukaryota; Fungi; Ascomycota; Sordariomycetes; Glomerellales; Glomerellaceae.
AUGUCUGGAUUCGAAGUGGCGGGAGUCAUUUUGGGAAGCAUCCCCCUCAUCAUUUCGGCUCUUGAACACUACAAGCACAGCAUUUCAACAGUUCGAACUUUGCGGAACUAUGAUGGCGAGCUUCGCAGCCUGAUCUGGAACCUCGAGACGGAGAGGGUCAGGUUCCAGGAUGUCUGCGAAAAACUCCUUAUUGGCUUGGUGCCUUCUUCUCAGAUUGAUUUUAUGGUGAACAAUCCAUUUGAUCCAGCAUGGAAUGAAGAUCCGAUCCAGGAAAAGUUUAAAUCCCGACUAUGGAGGUCCUUUUGUGUAUUCGAGGAAAUUUUUAAGGACAUGGAGGAGGCCAUCCAAAAGAUGAUGAAGAGACUUGACCUCCAACCGGAUGGAACAAUCAAAUGGAAAAAGGCUUCAUCUGUUUUGAGAGAGUUCAAGUGCGCUUCAUUUGUUCUCAGAAGGUCCGCUCAUGCGAGACAGCUAGCAACAAUCAAGGACGGAGUUGGCAUUUUGGAGUCUUUAAUUGGACGAAACGUUCAUAUGGAACCAGAGAGACACUUGCGUUGUCAAGGGCGGUUUAUGGGUUUGGUACGAGAUAUUUCGGGCAGCACAUACCGCGCACUGCGAUCCGGCUUUCAAUGCAACUGCGAACAUGAGAUGCACCUUGGUUUGGUAUCGAGAUCAGUUAAGAUGGGACAAAAGGAUGAUGACGAAGACAUCAUCCAAAAACUUUAUUUUCAGCUGGCUCUGACUUAUCGCGAAGAAGUGGAAGAGACAAUGCAACCUCAUGAGCGCGUUUCUCGGACAGAGGUCCUUAUUCGAGCGCUUCCUUGCAGGACUGAACACAACCUACGCUCAACAGGAAUGCCACCACAGAGACAGAAGUCAAAUGGCGAGAAGAGAAAGAGGGUAAGUAUAUCACCUUUCCAAUCCUCGGCAACCACCACAACUGGGACUGAGCGAACAUCGGCUUCAACCAUGGUAAUUCAACAGCCCUUCUCAGAGCUGAGCACCAAUUCGAUUAGUCCAAAGUUUAACGGCCAAAUAAACAUUUGCGAAAGCAUACGUCAGAGCCAAAACCACCUCGAGUUUGAUUGUUAUGGCAUGAUAACUGACAACACGCUACAAACGUCGCGAGAAUUCGGAGUUUAUUCAACAAGAUCAAGUUCGAACCGAGACAAUUGGUCAGUAGUAUCACUGAGAGAAAUCCUUGAGCUGCCACUUUCUUGCAUGCCUGUCCCGGCAAAGUUGCACUUGGCAACUAUGAUUUCCUCAAGCUUCCUUCAACUUCAUCAGACGCCUUGGCUUCCAAAUAUGUUCACAAGCCAUGACAUCUUCUUCUUAAAGAAAGGCCCAAAAAUGCAAUACGAGCACGCAUUUGUCAUGAGGAAAUUUCCCGAGAGACUUCAGGAGAGCCAGGACAACAAUGAAUAUGUCCCUAGCAAUGGCAGUCCAGCCUUGCUUUCGCUAGGGAUUCUGCUACUUGAACUCGGUCUAGGAAGGACAAUAGAUUCGCUCCGUGUUCAGUCCGAAGAAAAUUCAGAUGGAGUUCCAAAUUUGAUGGACGAAUUGGUGGCGGCACAGAGUCUACUGCGACAGGACUCACUGCUCAGCUUGAACUAUAUUGAUGUCGUGCAACUUUGUAUUUGGGGUGACUUUGGCGGACCGAAACCGGACUUAAACGACGAAGACUUUCUACAAGAGGUGUACGUGAGAGUUGUUGCGUCAUUGGAAACUGGACUUCGGAAUGCGACAUGGUCUCAUAGGCGAGCCAACUAA